This is a messenger RNA of Chiloscyllium plagiosum (whitespotted bambooshark), 2813 nucleotides long. It is a transcript of the gene papss1, whose product is annotated as 3'-phosphoadenosine 5'-phosphosulfate synthase 1. NCBI's taxonomy places the organism in Eukaryota, Metazoa, Chordata, Chondrichthyes, Orectolobiformes, Hemiscylliidae. The record is from RefSeq and is a predicted model, not a curated record. Gene Ontology annotation, biological process: 3'-phosphoadenosine 5'-phosphosulfate biosynthetic process; sulfate assimilation. Gene Ontology annotation, molecular function: adenylylsulfate kinase activity; sulfate adenylyltransferase (ATP) activity; ATP binding.
AUGGGUACAAGGUUCACAGAGGGUAAACAGAGAGCAACCAACGUAACCUUCCAGGCACACCAUGUCAGUAGAAACAAGCGUGGGCAGGUUGUGGGAACCAGAGGUGGUUUCCGUGGCUGCACUGUCUGGCUUACAGGUCUGUCCGGAGCUGGUAAAACUACGGUUAGUAUGGCAUUGGAAGAAUACUUGGUUUGCCAUGGCAUACCCUGCUACACAUUGGAUGGAGACAACAUUCGGCACGGUCUCAACAAAAACUUGGGUUUUAGCCCAGGGGACCGCGAGGAGAACAUUCGACGUAUUGCAGAAGUAGCCAAGCUGUUUGCAGAUGCUGGACUUGUGUGCCUUGCCAGUUUUAUUUCUCCUUACACAAAGGAUCGGCAGAAUGGCAGAAGUAUUCAUGAAGGUGCUGGCCUGCCAUUUUUUGAAAUAUUUGUUGAUGCCCCUCUGCAUGUUUGCGAGGAAAGAGAUGUGAAGGGACUGUACAAAAAGGCCAGAGCUGGUGAGAUAAAAGGAUUCACUGGUAUUGACUCAGAGUACGAGAAACCCGAAGCUCCUGAACUAGUAUUGAAGACCGAUGUCUGUUCUGUGAAUGAGUGUGUCCAGCAAGUGAUUGAACUGCUUCAAGAACGAGACAUUGUCCCUGUUGAUGCUUACGCUGAAAUAAAAGAACUCUUUGUCCCAGAAAAUAAGCUUGAUCUCGCCAGAGCUGAUGCAGACACUUUGCCAGCCUUGGAAAUUAAUAAGGUGGAUUUGCAGUGGGUGCAGGUACUGGCUGAGGGUUGGGCUACUCCACUCAAUGGCUUCAUGAGGGAACGUGAAUUCUUGCAGUGCCUUCAUUUCGGCUGCUUGUUGGAUGGAGGUCUCAUUAACUUGUCAGUGCCAAUUGUGCUGACAGCAACAAAUGAAGACAAAGAGCGACUGGAUGGCUGCACUGCCUUUACUCUGGUGUAUAAUGGACAGCGCGUGGCUAUCCUUCGCAAUCCGGAAUUCUACGAGCACAGGAAAGAGGAACGUUGUGCACGUCAGUGGGGAACAACUUGCAAAGAGCAUCCUUACAUUAAGAUGGUAAUGCAGAGUGGCAGCUGGCUAGUAGGUGGAGACCUGCAAGUUCUUGAUCGUAUCUUUUGGAAUGAUGGCCUUGAUCAUUAUCGGCUCACUCCACGGGAGCUAAAGCAGAAAUUUAAGGCAAUGAAUGCCGAUGCUGUCUUCGCAUUUCAGCUACGCAACCCAGUGCACAAUGGGCAUGCUCUAUUGAUGCAGGAUACCUUUCAACAGUUGAUUGAACGUGGCUAUAGGCGUCCAGUUCUUCUUCUUCAUCCACUAGGUGGUUGGACGAAAGAUGAUGAUGUACCCUUAUUAUGGAGAAUGAAGCAGCAUGCUGCUGUAUUGGAAGAGAGGGUACUUAAACAAGAGUCUACUGUCGUGGCCAUCUUCCCAUCUCCCAUGAUGUAUGCUGGACCAACUGAGGUUCAAUGGCACUGCAGAUCCCGCAUGAUUGCAGGGGCUAACUUCUACAUAGUGGGCCGAGACCCUGCAGGUAUGCCUCAUCCAGAGACUAAGAAGGACCUGUAUGAACCAACGCAUGGGGCAAAGGUUCUGACCAUGGCCCCAGGCCUCCUGUCCCUGGAAAUCAUCCCAUUUCGCGUCGCUGCCUACAACAAGGUGAAAAAAUGCAUGGACUAUUAUGACCCUGAACAUCAUGAAGAUUUUGACUUCAUCUCUGGAACACGCAUGCGUAAGUUGGCACAGGAAGGAGUGAAUCCACCCGAAGGCUUCAUGGCACCGAAAGCCUGGGCAGUUCUGACUGAAUAUUACAAAUCCUUGGAGAAGGCCUAGAUGGGAGCAGUGAUGAGACUCAACAGUUCUUUAAUUGAUAGCAGGGGACCACACACACAGCAAGUGUUCCAGCAGUACUGGCGCUAGUUAGAAACCAGUGUUCAUUCUUAAGCUGUAUCACUGUCUGCGCAAGUCUUAUGAGCUUUAUUUUAUAACGGAAGGGCUGAGUUUUCAAUUGGAACAAUUUUUAAGAAUGACAUUGUUUACUAAGAUUACUUAACUUUUGUUUAACUGUUGUUAAAUUUUAAUUAUGUUUCUGUAUUUGGUAGCUGGGUGUACAAUAUAAAGUAGGCUUGGCUAACCUUGAACUAUUCAUUCCUUCUGUCCUGAAUCUUGUGUUUGGGGCAGUGUUUUAUCUUUAGUUACAGUAGUUAAAUUUGAGGGGAAAAGGGAAACCUGUCUUAUACUCAGUUAUCGUGCAUACAGUUAGACAGGAGUUUGAAGAAGAAGCUGAUGAACAUUGUACUUUUCAUUCUUCAUUCAUGACAGCAAGUCAGCUGAUAAGUGGCCAUACUGCUAAACAUAUCCCUGUCAUUAGCACUUUGAAUCAGAUAGCCGUCACGCUCUCUUCCUGUAGAGAUUCCCUUGGCGGUUAAGCUAAUGUAAUCUGCAAAUCGUGGAAGAUGGAUUUAGAAUGGACAUAUGUACAGUGAUUUGAAAUUUACGGUUGAUUUUUACUUUGGACCAGCUACUUGUGCUGACUUGCAGCAAAUCGCCAUGAAUGAAGGUGUUCCUGGUGAAGUUCAAUGGUGUCUUGCUUUUAAUCGUUGGGAAUGCGGUGAAAAAAAUCUGCAAGGCUUCUAAACUUGGCCAUAAAACAUCAGAUUGAAUGUAGUACAGUCAGUUGAUAUGCUUGUGGCAUGAUUGGUAUUGUAAUUUGUGGAUUUACUAGUUACAAUUGCCUUGUAUGCAACUGUUUUAAAAAGUGCACUUGAUAUCUGUCAAUGCCUAAGUAAUAAAGACCGUGUUCCAUUCAA